Heterobasidion irregulare TC 32-1 is the source of this 699-nucleotide messenger RNA. RefSeq lists its product as uncharacterized. The record is from RefSeq and is a predicted model, not a curated record. The transcript has 5 exons. Lineage: Eukaryota; Fungi; Basidiomycota; Agaricomycetes; Russulales; Bondarzewiaceae. The coding region runs from base 1 to 699 and encodes 232 amino acids.
AUGCAGUUCCAUUGGAAGCAGGUUCCUCGUUCCGAGAAAAAGGAGACCAAGGAUCGCGAGUGGGUCGCGUUGUCAGAACACAGGCUGACACGCUCUGACACGGGUCUAGUGGCCAGAAAGUGGAGUCCCACCGUCACCAUCAGCCCGCUGCUCCACGAUGAGGAGUCAUCGACUUCAUCGUUCCGGUGCCUGGCGAAACAUGGCGGUGUCGCAGACGACGGCCUAGUGCAAGGUCAUAGGCAGCAGCGCCCUGCGACUACAAACAAGACGCACCGUCUCCAGAUCUCGCUGCCCACGAACACAGCCACCAGCUCAACCUCAGUCGAUUUCCCAGCGGCCGUCGACGUCUCACAGGUCCGACUCCCUUCUCUUCUCGGCGCCAGCAUCUCCGCCUCCACGCCUGAGGCUUCAUUCAAUGCAGACCCUCUCCCUGACGCGCGCACGACCGACCGCCUGACCGCCGUGCAUUCUCGCCACCAGGGUCCAGCAGCCCACCAGGGUCCAGCAGCCCACCAGGGUCCAGCAGCCCACCAGUCCCCCGCGGGCCAAUCCGUCCACACGCCUAGUACUCGCACGCCUACUGGCACGCACGCGCUCCGCCUCGAGGACGAACAACAAAAAAACACUGGCACGCACGCGCUCCGCCUCGAGGACGAACAACAAAAAAACACUCGUACGACCACCACGCCGUGGCCGUAG